AAAUCCUUCAUUGCUAUAGAAGAAGACAUCAUCGUGAAACCCUCCACCGAGCUGAUUCCCGACGAAUACGAACACUCCACAAACCAGAGCGUUCUAUUCCACGUUUUCGCCGCACCCCUAGUAACACCACUAGCCGAAGAACUGCUAAAGAGCGUCCGCCUCAUCAACUAUGACGUGGACACCAAACGCAACCUUCACGACUUGAACAAACCCAACGAGUUUUGGACUCACCUCGAAGCGAUUAGAAAAGAAGCACCCAAUAAAAGCGCCUUGAUUCUGUUCUUCAUUGGGUACUACGGCAAGGAGAACGGCACUCUCCUCAUAUCGGAGGAAGACUUCUCGAAAAACGUCCACGUGAAACAAGUGUGGAAUUUUUUCUCCGGCAACAACUGCCCCGAGUUGAAACACAAGCCGAAAAUUUUCGUGUUUUGUAUGUCUUCGCAGCCUCGUGGUGGAGCCGUGCAAACCGACUCCAUGAGGCACCGUACCAUGAAAUUCGACAAAGUGUACGACUUCCCAGCUGAAUCAGACAUGUUAAUCGUGUAUAAGAAAGUCGCUGAGGUUGACCUGGUGGACAUUUUUCUGGACGAACUCUGCAACAACAUCGUCUACCAUAGCAAGAAGUACGACUUCAUAGAUCUCAUUAGUUACAUCCACAACAACCGCAGGUCGGUUCCUCUUGUGAUUUCGACUUUAACUCGAAAGUUCUAUUUGACGCCGAACGACCAAAGAGACCACUAUUUGUCGGUUGUGGAGAAUCAGAUGAGUCUGGAGGAGAUGUUGCAGAAAAUACACGACGAUGUCCAGAAGCUUCAGGACGCCCAGAAGAAGAAGAAGGAGAAGAAGUUUAGUUUCAGUUUUAAGAAGAAGAGCGAAGACAAGCCUAAGGUGGUCAAGAGGGAGGAUAAGCCGAUUGUGGAAAGUCCUAGAACGUCGGUGAAAACGGACGGUCCCAGUAGUCCUAAAGCGUCCAUGGCUGGUCCCAGUCCCGUUCAUAGAUUAAGCGGGGGCUCGAAUUCCGGACGACGAUCCAGGAACCCCUCCCUUUCAGAAGUGACCUUCCAAAAACGAAAACCCAUUUGGAAAAUAUGACAACACGAAUAGUUUGUUCUAAUUUUUAUUUAUUUCUUAAUCUCAAACAAAAAGUGUGAGUGGCUGAUUUGUUAAAAAUAAAAACAUUUAAAUGGUUGAUAAAAUUA
Molecule: messenger RNA, 1199 nt
Organism: Zophobas morio
Lineage: Eukaryota; Metazoa; Arthropoda; Insecta; Coleoptera; Tenebrionidae
Exons: 4
Biological process (GO): proteolysis
Molecular function (GO): cysteine-type endopeptidase activity
Source: RefSeq, a predicted model, not a curated record